AGCGUCCGGUGUGAACACUUCGACAUUCGGUAACUUCGCUGUAAAAGCUCGUCAAUCUCUAGUGCAAACGUCGACUAACCGCUACUACAACAAAUUUAGCAAUGGCCGGUGGAAAGGCAGGAAAGGACUCCGGGAAAGCAAAAGCAAAGGCAGUAUCGCGCUCCGCUCGUGCCGGAUUGCAGUUCCCCGUCGGCCGUAUUCAUCGCCACCUUAAGAACAGAACCACUAGCCAUGGACGCGUCGGCGCAACAGCUGCCGUAUAUUCGGCGGCUAUUUUGGAAUAUCUCACGGCAGAGGUACUCGAGCUGGCCGGCAACGCUUCGAAAGAUCUCAAGGUGAAGCGUAUCACUCCCCGUCACCUGCAGCUCGCCAUCCGCGGAGACGAGGAGCUGGACAGCCUUAUUAAGGCUACCAUCGCUGGUGGCGGCGUCAUUCCGCACAUCCAUAAAUCGCUCAUUGGUAAGAAGGGUGGUCCAGAGUAAUCUGAUAACGCUCCAAUGGGUUACGAGAGAUAUGUUGUGCAUUCCUCGGGAACGCGCACGCCGAUUUCUUAUUCAGAAUGAAGAAAGAAACCAAUUAUUCAGCCCCUUUCUGCCCCCUUACCCCAUUUUAUUAGCAAUGUAAUUUUGCACUGAUUAGGUUUUUUUUUCAUAAGAUUAACAUUUAUACGUUUAUUAUUGUACAAAGACAUAAUUGCUUAUUUUUAAACACUACACAUGUGUAGCGCACACCGGAGAGAUGUAAGCACCUUCACAUUUUCUAGGCUGUGCCAGGUGGAUGUACGACCUCUCUAUGAACUCCCUGUUACACGCAGAAAUCUGCUAACUCAUUUGAAAACACGCAUCCACGCGGCGAACACGCGUUCAGAUCUAUAGAAAAUGUCAGGCUUUUUGCAUUAUUUCGAUGGGGUUGGAGGCAACCCAAAUAAUCAAUUUUAAUAAUGAACGUUUAUGAGGAAUCCAAACACAAUGGUGGUCGAAUUAUACAUACAAGUAUAUAUAUAUAUUUUAAAGUAAUAUAUAUAUAUUUUAAAAUAAUGAGCGCCUUUCCUCCACGAGCAGCAUACAUUGCCGUUUUGAUGGGGAUUAAUCGGAUAAUAUAUAUUUUUUCCUUUAUUGCAUUCUUACAUAACAUGGUGAUUCAACAGCAACACCAGAUUUUCUUUUCUUUAUUAAAAUCUCGUUCGUAGUUGCAGAUUAUUAUGAUGAUUAAUUUCAAUACUUACAAAUAGUUGUUUUGCUCUACGGUAAAAAGUAACGUAAUUGAGGCAAAGUGUAGUGAAAUCACCACAAAUCGUACCGGGUGACGAAUGUAACGUAAGAGAUUAAUCCUUUUGGCAAAGCAUAAAAAAUCGGAGGUUUUUCUUCAGCCUCACCAUAUACAUACGGUUCAUGUACAAAGCAUGUUGAGGAAAGAGAAUAGAGUGUUUGUCUUAGCCGCCGA
Messenger RNA from Anopheles coustani, 1443 nucleotides. It is a transcript of the gene His2Av, whose product is annotated as histone H2A.V. Gene Ontology annotation, cellular component: nucleosome. The coding region runs from base 102 to 482 and encodes 126 amino acids. The record is from RefSeq and is a predicted model, not a curated record. Gene Ontology annotation, molecular function: protein heterodimerization activity; DNA binding; structural constituent of chromatin. Lineage: Eukaryota; Metazoa; Arthropoda; Insecta; Diptera; Culicidae. The transcript has 5 exons.